Papilio polytes (common Mormon) is the source of this 4611-nucleotide messenger RNA. It is a transcript of the gene Bap170, whose product is annotated as AT-rich interactive domain-containing protein 2. The record is from RefSeq and is a predicted model, not a curated record. The coding region runs from base 224 to 4207 and encodes 1327 amino acids. The transcript is spliced from 32 exons. Gene Ontology annotation, cellular component: SWI/SNF superfamily-type complex. NCBI's taxonomy places the organism in Eukaryota, Metazoa, Arthropoda, Insecta, Lepidoptera, Papilionidae. Gene Ontology annotation, molecular function: DNA binding.
GGUGGCUUGAGUUACAACUGUCACUGUCAAAAAUGUUUAAAAUUGUAUUUUUAAACGAUAUAAAUAUAAUGUUUUCGUCGAUAAUUGCAUAAAUUAAUACUCUAAUGUAUAAGUAUAGUUAGUUAGUUUGCUUGUAUUAAAGAAUCUAGAAUUGGAACAUAUUGGUUUAGUUAUUAACCACAGUAAUAACCCUACAUUGUAUGCCACAACUAAAACAUAAAAAAUGGCUAAAUUUCAAGUAAAUACCAAGUCAAAAGAUUAUUUAAGAGAUAAAGAAGCCUUUUUAAAAGACUUAAAGCAGUUUAAUGACAGUAAAAAUAUUCCAUAUAAGAUUCCGGUUGUGAAUGGCGUUGAAAUAGAUUUAUAUUUGUUCUAUUCGUUGGUUCAACAACGUGGAGGAUUAGGGAAGGUGAAUCAAAAUGAUACCUGGGAGUCAUUUUUAAGGUUGCUUAGACUCCCACAUCCAUGUAUCAAUGGAUCUACUCUCUUGAGAAGAAUUUAUGGAAUGUAUUUAGAAAAGUAUGAGAGGGCAAAGGGUCCUCCAGGUCGUGAUGAUGACAAUGAUAUAGAUGAGGAUCCAAGAAGAGGUCGUGGAGGUGGAAUGCCUCGUAUUACUUUUGGUGGUGGUACUUACAUAUCAGCAUCAGGUGAAGCACUCCGUACCAACGUAGCGCCGAAAAUUGCUGGCCCGUCUGAACGACUGACAUUGUCGCUGCUAUCGCCUAUGCCGAAUGAACAAGACUUUGCUAUAAAUGUAUGCACAGUGUUAGCAGCGGAUCAUAACAAUCGCCUACCAUUGAGUACAACCCCACAUAUAUUGGACUUCUUAUUGGCACAUGCUGGAGUAUACAAUCAUUCAAGUCUUCGCGAUACUAUUGGUCGAUCGUAUUAUGAGGCGCGAGGUCGGUAUCCGCAUGAGUUCUGGGAGACGAGGUCUGGAGGCGGCGGGGCUAAGGAGUUGGCUGAUGAGAGCAAGUUCAUGCAGCCUGGGAUUGAGCAGCCUGAGCUGAUGGUACAAGCACUAGCGGCCCAUAAUACCCUCACGGAUUGCUUGAUGCAGGAUGGUGGGGAUGUGGAGUUGGAGAAGUUGAUUGAUGAUGGCAGCUCGAUACAGGACACAUUAGAAGAUUGGGUGACGGAGCCAUCAGAAGAGAACUUAUUGUUUGCUCCCGAGUUGCCCGGGGGCUCGGCCUGUGUGUACACACAGCGAGUACUGCAAGUCGCUUCUAUAGUACGCUCAUUGUCCUUCCAUGAGGAGAAUGUACAGUAUUUAGCUAAAAAUACUACACUUAUACGAUUUUUGUUACUCUGUGCCAAUUGUUGGGUGGGAACUCUACGUCAGAGCGGCUUGGAUACCCUCGGUAAUGUUUCCACUGAAUUGGUAAUAAAGGAUCCAGCGACGUGUUUGAUAUCUCGUCACAUUUUAUCCACGAUCCAGUCGGCGCUGGUGUCGGCGGACCGCGCGCGUGUGCUCGCAGCCUUAGAAUUACUUAACAAAUUAGCGCAGAACGAAGUUAAUGAAGAUGCAUUACUAAAAGCCUUGGAAGCUAAGGUGUACAGCGAGGUGUGCGCGCUGCUCACCCUGCGCGAUAUAAUGGCGUUAGUGUGUGCGUUGGAGUGCGUGUACGCGCUGACAAUAGCGUCGGGGGAGACGCAGCAGGCGUACGUCGGGAUACGAGCCAGGAAUCCACAGAAUAGACCCAAUCCACCUGCAGGACCAUCAUCGCCUAUAUUGAAAGCUCAGCUGACCAACAAGCCAGGAACUGUCGAAGUCAAGCCAGUUGUUGUACAAGCUCAGGCCGUGAGUGCCGCGCCGACACACCCGCACCUGUCGCAGGCGCUGGACUCGCCCUCCAACACCACACUCAUCAAGCACCUGCUCGCGCACAAAGUAAGCCCCGCCCCGCACAAGCAAGUAGCACAAAGACAACAAAGUCAACAAAGAGUGGUAACACCUUCAACAUCGAAUGCAGUAGCUGUACCCAGUGUGUCGGGAAUGGAUGUAGAUCCAGAAGCUUUGAUCAAAUGCACAACAAUAACCCCGGGCGGUGUUGCCAGUAACACGCCCGCGCUGCAGGGGGAUAAGGUGGUAAUUACAACUGAAGAAGUUUUAGCACCGAAAGAUGAACCCGUACAAAUUCAAAUAGACGAACAAACACAAUUAACUAUAAAAACAGCUCAGAAUAAAAUGCUAGCAGAUUUACUAGAGAAGAAAUCAAAUCCUCCAGUACAAGUUGUCCAAAUGAAUCCUCAAAUGAAUGCACCUACAAUACAAAUAACGGAAACCGGUCAAAUAGUACAAGUGAAAUCUGAAGCGAAUCCAGUUUUGCAAAUAAACGCGGAAUCAAGCAGUCAAUAUUUCCAAGUAAAGAACGAACAAGGCCAAUUAAUUCAAAUUAAGAACGAACAGGGCCAAGUAAUACCGUUAAAGAACGAUCAGAUGAACCCGAUGUUACAGUUCAAGAACGAUCAGGGCCAAAUCGUUCAGAUCAAGAACGACGGUCAGUUGCAGAGCGUCAUUCAAACUAAAAACGAUAAGGAUGUGGACACGGUGGUGACCGAUCAUUCGUAUACCGAGCCGCCUGUGAAAAAAUUAAAGGUCGAAGAGAAAAAAGAGACACCUCAAGAGAGUGUAUCUAAGACGGCAGCUAACUUGUACGCCGCGUUGGCCGCCUCUGCUUUAGAAGACGAAGAAGAUCUGCUGCCAAAUAAACAAGAGCCCGCAGAAGUACCGCCUCCGGUGCUGGUUCCAAGCUCAUCUGAUACUGGAUCUGUUAUUAUACAAGAGCCCUUACUGCAGGUGCAUCAACCAAGUAUGCAAGUUCAGCAACCAACAAUGCAAGUGCAACAACCAACCUUGGUUCAGCAACCAACUAUGAUGCAGAGCUCUACUAUGCAGAUGCAGCAACCGACGCUGCAAAUGCAACAACCUAUGCUGCAAGUUCAACCUAUGGAUGUACAGAAUAUUCUAGCGUCGCAGUCUGGACAGAUUAUACUGCAAGGUGGUUUGGGUUACAUAGCCCAGAAUAUACCUGGUAACAUGAUGCAGAAGACGAUUAUAAUUGUCCAGGGACCAACAGGCGGCGGACCACUCACUCUUACCGUGAACAACCCAUCGGGUCUGGACGAGGCGACUCUAAACAGCCUUAUUACCCAAGCAACAGAGGCGAUAACCCAACAGCAAAUUAUGCAGAACACGGGAGUUAUACAAUCGGCUCAGAGGGUGAUUGUGAGUCAACCGACACUGGUGAGCACAUCACAGCCCAUCACUAUGGUCAAAACUGCCUUAGCACAGAAUACACCACAAAUAACUGCGAGCCAACAACCAAUAAUAACUUCUCAGCCCCAACCACACAAAGCACAAAUGGUCACACCACAAACCCAACAAAUCGUUGUAUCGAAACAGGCUCCAGCAUUAAUCAGUACGUCAACAAGCAACCAAAUUAUACAAGGCGGUCAACAAAUUAUACAAAGCGGUCAACAAAUUAUACAAGGAGGUCAACAAAUGAUACAAGGAGGUCAACAAAUUAUACAAGGCAAUCAACAAAUUAUUGCCGUGUCAAACAAUCAGCAGAUUAUAAUGAACGCACCUUUGAAACCCGGUGUGCAUAGAGUAAUGCAGCCGCAGAGAAGUCAAGUGGUAAAUACUGUGACGCAGCCUGUGGUGGCGCAGAGUGAGGCCAAAACAACUGUGAUACAAAGCAGUCCGAAACCACAACAGCCGGUGAUGCGGCAAGUCAUCACUCGGCAACCAAUAAUGGUGGGGAAUACAAAAAUAGGCGACAAAGAGGUCGUCACUCAAACUGUAGAGAAGCCACCGACUCCGAAACCGACAGUGACACCACCGCCUGUGGCAUCCACGUCACUGUCCGCUGAUGACACACCCUGGAUAUGUCACUGGAGGGGAUGCGGCAAAUCGUUCGGCAACGCGACGGAGGUGUUCAGCCACGCGGCGCGCUCGCACUGCCCGCGCGCGGCCGCUGGCGAGGCGGCAUGCCAUAGAGAAUUGAUGGAUGAGAACGAAGGUCCUGUCACUAAGAGCAUACGGUUGACAGCUGCCUUGAUUCUAAGGAAUAUUGUGAUUUACUCCAAUACAGGGAGGCGACAACUGCGUCCGUACGAAGCGCAUCUUGCGUCGAUUGCGCUGAGCACGGUGGAAGCUUCGAGAACGAUUGCCCAAGUUCUAUACGAUAUGAACAAUAUUUGAGAAUCACUUGACGGCUCUAAGCCGAGAAAAAAAUAGCAGAAUUAACACGUGUGACGUCACUAUGACGUAAUGUGACGUGAUUGUGUUAUGUUGGCAACACUGACUGAAAUGGACAAAUUAUUGCCAGUGAGAAAAAAUAAAUGUACAUAAUAAGGUUCUUUUAGUUAAGGUUGAUUUAAAAUUAGAAUUUAGUAGUAAAAAAUUGUUUAAUCAAUUAAAGUUGGUAUUUUUAGGUUAGAAUGGUAUUGUUACUUGAGAUAGAGCCUCAGAUGUUUUGUGAUUUUUUCAUCAUAAUGUAAGGAUGGUAUCUACAUAAACUUAAAGUUAUUUGUAAAACUAAGUUAUAGUACUGUUUAGUAUCGAUUGUGUAACUGUAUGAUGUAAUUACCUAAAUAUUGUAUUUU